CUUUGCAGGCGUGGACUGCAUACUCUUCAAGGAGAGAGAAAGCUGAUAAUUUUUCGUUUGAUUUCUUAAAAUAGGCUUAAUUUGAUCUUCAUUCCUCAAACCCUCCAUCCCCAAUAGCCAGAUUAACAAAUAUGGCAAUCUGAUUAUAAGAAUCAGACGAAUUUUCCUGCAUUUUCUCGACCUUUCUUCUUCUUUCUUCACCAAUUUUCCGAGGAAGAAAGCAAUCGAGAAAAUUAAAAAAAUGGGUAUCGUCCCAAAUCAAAGACUCACAAGACCAGGGUCAGCACUAGAAGAUGUAGAAUCGCUCAAUUCUAAUGGAGCUUCGUCAUCGGGUAAUAUUAUUAGCAAUACGAAGAAAAGAUGGUACAAUUUGUUGCCUUUAGUCGUAGCCCUAGUGGUUGUAACAGAGAUUGUUUUUCUGGGUCGACUCGACAUGGCCAAGAACGCCGAGCUGGUCAACUCUUGGGCUGACUCGUUCUACCAGUUUACGACGUCGUCUUGGUCGCGUGAUGCGAUGGUGGGUCGUGAUGGGAGCGGGUUGGGUGUUUUGGGUGGUUUUGAUCGGAGCUCCUCCGAGGGUGAGAGCUGUGAGGAGUGGUUGGAGAGAGAAGACUCUGUUGUGUACGCUAGGGAUUUUCAGAAAGAACCCAUCUUUGUUUCUGGGGGUGAGCAGGAGUGGAAGUCUUGUGCUGUGGGAUGUAAGUUUGGAUUUGACUCCAACAAGAAGUCUGAUGCUGCGUUUGGGUUACCUCAACUAGCUGGGACAGCAAGUGUGCUUAGAUCAAUGGAAUCAGCUCAAUACUAUUCCGAGAACAGCGUUGCUAUGGCACGACGGAGAGGAUAUAAAAUUGUUAUGACAACGAGUCUCUCAUCAGAUGUUCCUGUUGGGUAUUUUUCUUGGGCUGAGUAUGAUAUUAUGGCCCCUUUGGAACCAAAGACUGAGAGUGCUUUGGCAGCCGCUUUCAUUUCUAAUUGUGGUGCUCGCAACUUUCGCUUGCAAGCUCUUGAAGCGCUUGAGAAAGCAAACAUCAAGAUCGAUUCUUAUGGUGCUUGUCACCGAAAUCGUAAUGAAAGAGUGGACAAAGUUCAAGCCCUGAAGCGCUACAAAUUCAGUUUGGCUUUUGAGAAUUCCAACGAGGAGGAUUAUGUCACUGAAAAAUUCUUCCAGUCUCUUGUUGCAGGAUCUGUUCCUGUGGUUGUUGGUGCUCCAAAUAUACAAGAAUUUGCUCCUUCCCCUGGUUCAAUUUUGCAUAUUAGGGAGAUCAAAGAUGUUGAUUCAGUUGCCAAGAAAAUGAAAUACCUUGACGGAAAUCCCGAGGCAUACAAUCAGUCAGUAAGGUGGAAGUUUGAGGGCCCAUCUGAUUCUUUCAAGGCCCUUGUAGAUAUGGCAGCAGUUCAUUCAUCAUGCCGUCUGUGCAUUUACCUUGCAACAAUGAUACGAGAAAAUGAAGAAAAGAGCCCAGGUUUUCCAAAACGGCCUUGCAAGUGUACCAGGGGCUUAGAAACCGUGUAUCAUUUAUAUGCACGGGAAAGAGGGACAUUUGAGAUGGAGUCCCUUUUCUUGAGGUCCAGAAAUUUGACUAUGGAGGCCUUAGAAUCUGCUGUGCUCUCAAAGUUCAUAUCUCUGAAACACGUACCCAUUUGGAAACAGGAAAGACCCGAUAGCAUAAGAGGAGGGGAUGAGCUCAGAGUUCACAGAAUAUAUCCUGUUGGGAUAACGCAGAGGCAAGCAUUAUACACCUUCAGAUUCAAAGGGGAUUCCGAAUUUAGAAGUCACAUUGAAAGCAACCCAUGUGCAAAGUUUGAAGUCAUCUUUGUCUAGCAAGCUUGGAGUAUCGUUUACUCGGGUCGAAGCAGUGACUUCUUUUGAGCAGCACCCUUUGCUGUAAACUUUGCAAAGAGAUCUCAGUUGGAUCUGUUACUGAUCUUUUUUUUUUUUUUAUCACUCCUUCCCUGUAUCAUCCAUUGUUUUUAACGGGAACAAUACAUCUGAAGAGACAGGGAAAAAGCAGCAGAGACUUGUGAUCUUAAAGAUGGUAAUUCUAUUUAUGGUAGAGUGACUGAUUCUGAUUUCUCUUACGCGUAGAAAUAAUAUUUGAGAAUUGAGGUUAAGCACUGUUUUCCAUUUUUAUUGUGUUUUUUUCCCUUUCUUUUAUAUUAAUGUCUUGUUGGGAUACUUGAUCUGGAUCCAGGUUCAC
This is a messenger RNA of Ilex paraguariensis (yerba mate), 2198 nucleotides long. Lineage: Eukaryota; Viridiplantae; Streptophyta; Magnoliopsida; Aquifoliales; Aquifoliaceae. The record is from the annotation of a GenBank genome assembly.